UUCGUUCUACCGAUAUGAGUUGUGAUAACAGUCGAUGAGAUUUUUGACAACGUUUAAAGUACAGUGUUCGAAACUCAACUUCCUGGAUGACGUUUACGCGAACUGUCAACACAGAUCAAAACAAAACUUCCCCACGUAUCGGGUGGAAGUAAGAUAAUUCCUGCAUUUGUUUCAAUUGGAAACUUUGUGAAUUUAAUCAUUGAACACAAACAAUAACCAUGUUCACUUUGUGGUCGUUGGUAGAAGCAUCUUUAUUAUUUUUUAAUGCUGUGUGUGUUUUAAGCGAGGAACGGUUCCUGUCCAAAUAUGGAUGGGGUAUGUCAGCACAAGUGCAAGGAUUUGGAGAGCCCACGUCAACCAAAGCACAGAUAUUGCUGCUCGUCCGGUCUAUACGAACUGUGGCCAAAAUACCUUUAAUAUUUCUUAAUAUAGUAGCAAUAAUGUUUAAAUUAAUUCUUGGCUGACGACGGCGUGUCGUCUAUCUUUGUGUAUUGUUGAAUGAAUAAAUAUAUCAUCUAAC
Messenger RNA from Anopheles moucheti, 520 nucleotides. Its product is annotated as immediate early response 3-interacting protein 1. The transcript has 3 exons. Gene Ontology annotation, biological process: endoplasmic reticulum to Golgi vesicle-mediated transport. The record is from RefSeq and is a predicted model, not a curated record. Lineage: Eukaryota; Metazoa; Arthropoda; Insecta; Diptera; Culicidae. Gene Ontology annotation, cellular component: Golgi membrane; endoplasmic reticulum membrane; COPII-coated ER to Golgi transport vesicle. Bases 219 to 464 code for a protein of 81 amino acids.